This is a messenger RNA of Puntigrus tetrazona (Sumatra barb), 1018 nucleotides long. Its product is annotated as GTPase IMAP family member 9-like. The record is from RefSeq and is a predicted model, not a curated record. Lineage: Eukaryota; Metazoa; Chordata; Actinopteri; Cypriniformes; Cyprinidae. Gene Ontology annotation, molecular function: GTP binding. The transcript is spliced from 2 exons. The coding region runs from base 54 to 830 and encodes 258 amino acids.
CACUAUAAUUAGGAGCAGAUCCUAGAGCUGACUAUACAAGGUUUUGUGUAGAAAUGUCUACUAUUACAGGAAAUCUGAGGAUUGUGCUGCUGGGCAAAACUGGAUCAGGAAAGAGUGCUACAGGAAACACAAUUCUGGGCAGAAAUGCGUUUUUUGAAGACCUCAAUCCAGAAUCAGUUACUCAGGAUUGUGAGAUGAGAAACUCAAAAAUAGGUUCAAGGAAUGUCGCCAUAAUUGACACUCCAGGACUGUUUGACACAUGGAUGGGUGAAAAGAAGGAUGUGAAAUCUGAAAUGAUGACUGAAGACAAACUGAAGGCUAAAAUAGCGGAGUGCAUGGCGUUGUCUGCUCCUGGUCCUCACGUGUUCCUGCUGGUCAUCAGACUGGAUCAGAGGUACACAGAUGAAGAGAAGAACGCAGUAAAAUGGGUUCAGAAGAACUUUGGAGAAGAAGCAUCACGCUACGUCUUCACUCUCUUCACUCAUGCCAAAUAUCUGAAGAAUAAAACACUGAAGGAUCAUGUAGAAGAGAAUGAAGAUCUGCGAAACUUUGUUAUUAGCUGCGCCGGCAAAUAUCAUUCAUUAGAAAAUGACCACAGAGCAAAUCGGUCUCAGGUCAAAGAACUACUGGAAAAGAUGGAUAAAAUGGUGGAGAGGAACGCAGGAAAGUACUACACUCGUUCUGUGUAUACACAUGUCCAGAGAAAAUUAAUCUUUGAAAAAGUAACCAGUGGCUUGUACAGUAAUGUUGAAAAAAGAUUAUCAUUCAUAGUGGCAGUAGUAGCUGUAGUAGUAGCUAUUGGCAUCUUUAUGCAUGUUAGAAAUUAUUAGAAGUGCAUCACUUUUAUUCAGUCAGGAGGGAUGUUUAAAAAGAAAACGUUUGUUGACCAGAUCCCUACUGGAGUCGUUUAAUGAAAUGAAAAUAUUUCUAGUAAUGCGCAAAGAGCUUGUUUAUUAGGUCUGAACAAAUAAACAUUUUGUUUAUUAUUUUUAUUGUUAUGAAUAAAGUAACACUCAUA